This is a messenger RNA of Stylophora pistillata, 864 nucleotides long. RefSeq lists its product as uncharacterized. The record is from RefSeq and is a predicted model, not a curated record. Lineage: Eukaryota; Metazoa; Cnidaria; Anthozoa; Scleractinia; Pocilloporidae. Gene Ontology annotation, molecular function: S-adenosylmethionine-dependent methyltransferase activity.
AUGGAAUUUACAGAGCAUGAAGAGAAAGUUUCCCAGUUUUACUCUCGCGUUGUGGAUAACAGUCAUGAUUGGAAUGAGGGAUUUCUUACAUUUGGAUUGUGGAAGACCAAGUCUGGUGAUCCUAUACCACGGCCCGAUUGCUACAGAGGAAUAUAUGAUGAGCUACUGGAAGGUAGCGGGAUACAGCCACACCAUGACGUACUAGAUGUCGCUUGUGGGCAGGGAUCAGGCAUGUUGCGAAUCAAGUCCCAGUACAGCUGCAAGUNNNGCUGCAACAUCCAAGGUCUGGACAUCAGUGUUGCAAAUGUGGAAAUAGCAAAGCGGCGACUGCGUGACACUGGAAUCACUGUCACGCGAGGGAGCGGGACGAAGAUGCCGUAUGGUGAAAACUCCUUUGACUACGUCAUUUGCGUAGAAGGAGGGCCCAACAUGAAUAGCAGAGAAGAUUUCAUUCGAGAGGCCUUCCGAGUUCUUAAGCCAGGAGGAAACCUGUUGAUGGCUGACAUUGUAGCUUUGAAGGCACUUCAAGAUUUAACAUACCUAAAGCAAAUCGUCUUAAAAGCAGCUGUAAAGGCUUGGAUGGUUCCAUACAGUAAUGUAUGCUAUGGAAUCGAUGAAUACAAACAGAAGAUAAAGGACAUUGGCUUAAAAAUGAGAAAAUUUGAAUUUGUAGGCGAUAGAGUGAUACCGGGUUAUUGCAAUUUCAAUCUUACACUGUCGGUUAUGCGAGAGCAAGCGAAAAUCAGGGGUCCGUUGGUCGGUUACAUAGGAGGCCCGAUUAUUGAUAUUGCCCUUGAAAAGGCCUAUUCUACUGAAUGUAUCGAAUACGUUAUGGUAGUCGCUGAGAAAGAAAUUAACGAAUAA